This is a messenger RNA of Durio zibethinus, 1139 nucleotides long. The record is from RefSeq and is a predicted model, not a curated record. NCBI's taxonomy places the organism in Eukaryota, Viridiplantae, Streptophyta, Magnoliopsida, Malvales, Malvaceae.
AUGGAUGAAGAUGUUCUGCAUAUGUUUUUCAAGGAUAGAGAAGUAAAUGAAGAUUUUAUUUCCAAAGCUUUUGACAUGCUAUGGCAGAGAGAGGUUCUGAGAGUUGUUAAUCUUGGACCUAAAGUCAUGGGAAGUGAUGAUGGGAGUGGAUUUUUUAUGCUGUCAAGAACUCAGGAAUGGUUAUUAGGUGACAAUUCUGCACCGAGGAAUAAGAAAGCUUUUGCCAAGGUGUUGCUGGAUGACAGUGAAAGAAGGAAGAAACUGAACCAUCUUAAAUAUGAAGCUGGCAAGAGAGAGUUGAUGCUUUUAUCAGUUGGAAUUGGAACUGCAUGCAGUGGGUAUGGUUUGAUAGUCUUAUCAGUUCAGGCUGCUGUUAGUUAUGUUGUAGGGGUUCUUUUCAGUUGCUUGUACCUUCAGCUCUUAUAUCAGCAUGUGGAUAAUCUAUUGAAGGAAAUGGUUCCUCAGAUUUUCAAGCCAAAGAAAUUGAAAAAAAUAGGAAUAAGAAGUGAGGACUUGCAGGACUUCUUAGAGAGAUCAAUCAAGGGUAGUGGCAUUGCUCUUUCUUCUCCAAGACUAGUGAUCCCAGCUGCUGUAUAUGGAUUGUGGAUCCUGUCCCAUAAAUUUUUGGCCAAUGAUUUCUUUGAUUUUCAGCUUGUGCCUUCAAUGGUUGGGAUGUUUGCAUACAAAGCGGCUGCUCUUGUUCAAGUAUACAGAGAUAAUGAAGACCUGCAGUUUAUCUUUCCAGAAAACGAGGAACAUUCAAGUGACUGAGUCUGCAAUUUUGCAUAGUUUGAUUGAAUACUUCAACCAUGAACUGAUGUCUUCCUGGCUAGUGCCGUACAGCGGGAAAUUCUUCCACAUUUUGUGCCAUGUUAAAUACAUGGGGAUGAUUCAGACAAGAAAGCCAUCCAAACAAACUCUUAAGGGAAAUGAUGCGGUUUCUACUUACCUGUGCUGGUGCCAGUAUGAUUCAGGGUACGUACAUUUCCCUUGCAAGUUUCAAUGAAUAUCGAAUUCUAGCAAAACUGCAAGGUCCAUUCAUUGGUGUUGAUGCUUUAUCGUAUAUGUUUCUAAUUUCGGCGAAUGAUGCUCAAAAUUCAUGCAUAUUUCUAACGUGAUUACUGCCAUUGAACUGUUCA